Molecule: messenger RNA, 219 nt
Organism: Pelobates cultripes (western spadefoot toad)
Lineage: Eukaryota; Metazoa; Chordata; Amphibia; Anura; Pelobatidae
Source: the annotation of a GenBank genome assembly
AUGCCCAAAACCCACCUAGCAAUAACUUACCACACACUCACCUCAGCAAAUCUCCUUAUUGCACAACACUGGAAAUUCAAGAAGCCACCAGAUCUCACAUACUUACUAAAUCAAAUUACACUCAAUUGGACAUAUGAAGCCAUGCACCAACACCAAUUUGGACCUAAACAGGUGUUAGCGAAAGCAAAAACGCUAUGGGACACGUUCACCCAAGACAGG